GAGAACUCGGCCGUGGUCUCAACUCGCGGCACAGUCUCCUCUCCGAGGGGAAGCGGACAUCGCUUGUUCGUGAGGUCCGUUAAAAGUAUUCGUUACGGGUCUCGUGUACUACACGAUCACCAGGGCCGAUCGCGUAUUGAAAGCUGUGCAAAAGUUCGUCGAAGCUCCAGGUUCCGCUUCGUUCCCUCGCGUGCGUGCGUAAAGGCGUGCGCGCGCGCGCGCAUAGUCGCUCGAACUCGAUGGUUCAGUUGGUUAUCGACGUUCGUAUGUACGGGGCGCGUUGCUAGAGUUCUCCUUCGAGGCAGUUCAGUCGGGAAAGGAAAGAAUUCGCGCGGGACGAAAUAGAAAUAAAAAUCGGAGAAACGGAAGAGAAAAAUAGCCGUCGAAGAGGUGGGAGGGCUACAUGGCUCCUAAAAUCGCCUGUUCGUUCCGUCGUCCACGCGUCAGUCGUCCACGUUCCAGCGUACGCCAGAGGACCGUUCGAUCGAAAUAAAUUAAACGAUGCCCGAAUCGGUUUCUUCCGCGAUCUGAGGACGACCGGCUUAUAUGUCAGACGCAAUCGAGAGGAACGCUGCGAUCAACGGAAGACGAAAGAGGAGAAAACCGAGGGAAAAGAGGGCAUGCGGGAUAGUACAGAUACGUGAAACGUGGGCUUCCAUCGAGAGUUAAAGUGUGAUUGUGCGGAUCUCAUCUCGAUGCUUCGAUCCCGCUCGAGAAGCGUGCUGUCUGCGCCCGCUACGGGAAUCGCUCGAUCCGAAUCGUGUCAGAGAUUCCGUUAAUCGCUGUCGUAUCGAUCGUCCUCCAGACAGGAAUUCGAACGAUCCUGGCUUGAUCGAUGCUGAAGAACAAUAAGACUCUGAGCAGACCGAAUAACAGGGAGACGAAGAAUACCUUAAGGAGGUCCCUCCCGUCCGCUGUUCGCAGAAAACAGCCCGCGUGGGAGCCUGUUCGACGAAUAGGCGGGUUCUUACCAGGCAUGCCUUCCUCGUUACCCUGAGGAAUCUUUUAUUUUCCUUAUGCUCGAGUAACACGCGGAAGAACAAGCUAUUCUUCCAAUUAGACGAUCGAGAAUCGUUGGGCCUUUUGUUCGACUGCCACCGUUCACGAUCCUUGUCCUCGACAUCAUCGUUGUUAUUGUUACUGUUGUUGCACUCGACGAGCGGCCUUGUCGCUGCUGUCGCUGUUUUACUCUUGCCCGUGAGAUCCGCUUGGAUCGCGGCGAUUUCAAAUUCGCACGCGCUCUUUACACCUUCGGUCGACGCGUUUUAACGACAGGAGAGGUUUGGCUUUGAAACAAGUGACUCCGGAACGAAGAAUGGUAGUCAAGAACGAGAACACGAGAAAUGGGCAUGAGCUGGCUCCGUUGAACGAGGAACGUCAGGCUGGCCAGAACGUGACAAUCGUCGUGACCGGAAGUCAAAAUGCUGCUACCAGCCAGGAAACCAAGGAGGACAACAGAGCGGCAUGGAGCGGCAAAAUGCAAUUUUUCCUCAGUAUUAUCGGCUACAGCGUGGGACUCGGGAAUAUAUGGAGAUUCCCUUACCUGUGCCAACAGAACGGAGGAGGUGCCUUUCUCAUCCCCUUUUUCGUGAUGCUAAUCCUAGAGGGUGUACCCCUCUUUUUAAUCGAGCUGGGUCUCGGUCAACGAAUGCGACAGGGUGCCCUUGGCGUAUGGAACACGAUACAUCCAUGGCUAGGUGGUAUAGGAAUAGCAUCUUGCAUCGUCACCUUCUUCGUAGCGCUUUACUACAACGUCAUCAUCACCUGGUGCUUCUAUUACCUUUUCAAUUCGCUCGAGGCCGUCACGAUUAAAUUCGGCGAACCUCUACCAUGGGCAAAAUGUCCAGAAAUUGACGGGAAGCCGGUGGAGGAAUGCGCGAAGAGUUCAGAAACUGUCUAUUUUUGGUACAGAACCACGUUGGACGCUGCUCCGUCGAUCGAGGAUGGGCAAAGUCUCAAGUGGUGGAUCGUCCUUUGUUUGCUGUUGAGUUGGGUCGUCGUGUUCUUUAUCGUGAUGAAGGGAAUACAAUCAUCGGGAAAGGUGGUAUAUUUUACAUCCAUGUUCCCGUAUUUGGUGCUUACUAUCUUUUUUAUUCGUGGAAUAACGUUAAAAGGUGCCAGCGCUGGAUUGGCCCACAUGUACACGCCAAAGAUAGAGAAACUAUUAGAGCCGACGGUCUGGCUCGACGCAGCGACCCAGGUUUUUUACAGUUUCGGGCUAGCGUUCGGUUCGUUGAUCGCGUUUGGUUCAUACAACACUCCGGACAACAACUGCGUCCGGGACGUGAUCCUGGUUAGCGGCUGUAACGCCUUCACCGCUAUUUACGCGAGUGUCGUAAUAUUCGCCAUUCUAGGCUUUAAGGCGAUGACAAAAGUCGAUAAGUGCCUCGCGAGUAACAAAGACUUACUUUUGCAACAUGGACUUUUAUCGUUAAACUUCACCACGGACGACUACGAUCAAGCUGUAAAUACAUUUAACAAUACCGCAUACAAUUUCACGCUCGACUCCUGCAGUCUCAGUACAGAAUUGGACAAAGCGGCAGAAGGGACAGGAUUGGCGUUCAUAGUCUUCACGCAGGCUAUUGUCGAGCUGCCUGGGGCGCCAUUUUGGUCCUGCAUCUUCUUCCUGAUGCUUCUAGCACUCGGCCUGGGCUCCCAGAUCGGUAUACUAGAAGGAAUGCUGUGCGUCAUUUUCGAUAUUGAUUUGUUCAAGAGAAUAAAGAAGCAAUACAUGACAGGGGUGGUUUGUACAGUAUGUUUCUUCGUCGGUCUGAUUUUCUGCACCGGCGCUGGAGAAUAUUGGCUGAAGAUGUUCGACAGCUUCGCUGGAACUAUAGGUCUCGUGAUGGUCGCUCUUAUGGAAAUGAUAUCCGUCAUCUUCGUAUACGGACACGAAAAGUUCACAAAGGACAUCGAGGAAAUGACGGGCUACCGGCCAGGUGCGUACUGGCAGUUCACCUGGCGGUUCCUAGCCCCGAUCAUCAUGGUUUGCAUCCUCGUCUCCAGUAUAGCAUCCAUGUUCAUAAAGAAGCCCCAAUACUCAGCGUGGAACGCCGUCAAGGGUGAGCCUGUAACUCUGAGUUAUCCCGACUGGGUGAUGGCCAUAGCUGCCGUCAUUAUUUUCGCGGGCAUCGCGCCAAUACCCAUUGUAUUCCUCUUGAGACGGUUCCAAUGUGUCAAAUUGGACGUUGACAUACAUCAAGGCAGUAUACGACGUAUCGAUACCACGGUUUCCACCAAAGAGAUGAUGGGAGACGUCGAUUUGGACGAAUAUCACGAUCGACUGGAAGAUUUCCCGGAGGAGGACGAAGACAUCAACAGCGACGACGACAACAACACCGCACCGCCCAUAACGAAGAUCGUCCCUAACAAACUACAGGGUAAACCCUUCAAGAUGGAAGUAAUGGACUUUUAAAAGCGGAUUCAGUCCAGUAGAAGGAUGAUCGAGAUAUUUCGUGAUAAAACACGAGUUACCGAUCCGCGGUGAGAAGAUCGGUGCUUCUCAAAGCAAUAUUUUAUCUUCCGUCUACGGAACCUGUGACACGGAAGCGAGAAUAAACCGAACGAAAAUCAAAGACAAAAACGCAGGAAAAAUAGGAGAAAAAAAAGAACUCGGCGUACCACGAAGAGAGAUCGUUUCGCCUCAGCUCGCUUACGUCGAUUCGUUUGCUCGGUUCCCGGGACGCUCAUUUUCGUUCGACGACGCUCAAACAUUUGCUAAAUAGUUGAGUUACGAAUAGCGAGCUAUUCAUUAAGGUGUUGUAUUAGGUUUGCUCCGUCGAAUCGAUGAAACGAAUCGUAUUUACAGUUUCCCUUCGCGUUUUUAGAAAGAGUACCGUCUGUUUUGCGUUACUGUACGGCUGCGUUUAGAAUGAGCGAACGAAUGUAGUAUUUUAUUAGACGAUAGUUAGCUCAGCUUAACUUGUAUCUUUAAAUUUAGUGGACUUUGAAUGAUUUUACGGUUGAUAAUGAAUUUCAACGACGGUUCGAUUGUGAAAUUUGUGACAUAAUCGUGGAAUGUGUUUUAUGACAUAACUGGGAAAUGUUUGAAAAAUUUAGAAUUUCAGAUAUGGUGAAACGGAAUUGAAUCGCUUCGUGUUAUGUCGGAAUUGGUCGAAUUGAUUUGUGUCGGUUCAUAGAGCAAAUUAGGAUCAAUUGUACUGAAUUGUCAUACCGACUGCAUUAAAUUGACUGCAUACCGAAUUUCCUCAAAUUAAAUCAUGUUGACUUGAAACAAUUCAAGUUGAAGUACGCAGAAUUGAAUUGCAUCGAAUUGAGUCAUGUUAAAUUGUGUCAAGCCAAAUUCAAUUGUGUCGAGUUGAAUUAUACCGAACUGCAUCGUGUUGAAUUAACUUGUACCGAAUUGUAUCGCGUCAAAUUAAAUUGCACCGAGUUGCAUCGCGUUGAAUUAAAUUGCCCCGAAUUGUAUCGCGUCGAACCAACUUGCACUGAUUUUCAAAUUGGAUCGUGUCAAAUUGUAUGGCGCCAAAUUCAAUUGCCUCGAAUUGUAUUACACUGAAUUGCAUCGCGUUGAAUUAACUUGUACCGAAUUGCAUGGCGUCGAAUUAAAUUGCACCGAAUUGUAUCGCGACGAACUAACUUGCACUGAAUUGCAUCGUGUCGAGUUAAAUCGCAUCAAAUUGGAUCGUGUUAAAUCGUAUCGCGCCAAAUUCAAUUGCAUCGAGUUGAAUUAUACCAAAUUGCAUCGCGUUGAAUUACCUUGUAUGGAAUUGUACCGCGUCGAAUUAAAUUGCACCGAAUUGCAUCGCGUCAAAUUAAAUUGCCCCGAAUUGUAUCGCGACGAACUAACUUGCACUGAAUUGCAUCGUCGCGAAUUAAAUCGCAUGAAAUUGGAUCGUGUCAAAUCGUAUCGCGCCAAAUUCAAUUGCAUCGAGUUGAAUUGCACUGAAUUGCAUCGCGUUGAAUUAACUUCUACCGAAUUGUAUCGUGUGGAAUUAAAUUGCACCGAAUUGUAUCGCGUCAAAUUAAAUUGCACCGAAUUGCAUCGCGUCGAAUUAAAUUGCCCCGAAUUGCAUCGCGUCGAACCAACUUGCACCGAAUUGCAUCGUGUCGAAUUAAAUUGCAUCAAAUUGGAUCUUGUAAAAUCGUAUCGCGCCAGAUUCAAUUGCCUCGAGUUGAAUUACACCGAAUUGCAUCGCGUUGAAUUACCUUGUACCGAAUUGUAUCGCAUCGAAUUAAAUUGUACCGAAUUGUACAGCGUCGAAUUAAAUUGCCCCGAAUUGUAUCGCGUGGAAUUUAAUCGUAUUAAAUUCUAUCGCACCAAAUUGAAUCGCCUCAAGUCGAAUUACAUCGAAUUGUACCGCGUCGAACAAACUUACCCCAAAUUGUACCGCGUCAAACAAACUUGCCCCAAAUUACAUCGACUUGAAUCUAUUACAUGUCAUACCAAAAUGACUUCCCACGAAUAAUUGCCAAUAAUAAUAUACGAAUAAUACCAGAUAAAAUUGUCUCGAAAGACGUCAAACUAGCGUCAAAUGGAGUCCCACCGUAAAAUAAAAUGGCGUCGAAGAUCGUUCGCUCACUCUAAACGCACCCACCGACAAAAACGAUACGUUUCGUUCGAUCUUCCGGCAACAUACAAGUCAGAAUCCGUCGAAACGUUCCCACGAAGCCUCGUCACCGAAGAAGUCUAAAAACGUUCGACGCUGGAAGAAAAUCGCGGCUACAGAUCGUUCGACUUCCGGACGGUGCCAACGUUCCUACUGCUUCCAAACCUCAGGGGUAAAAAACAAAAGAGAAAGAAGAAACGGGAGGUGUCGAAAGAGUCUAACUAGACGUUAGAAACCUACUCGCCUAAAACGGAGAAAUAGCGUCGUAACGAGUAGGGAAUAGAUUAAAUAUAGAGAGACGGUAUCUCUUCACGAGUUUCGUAAUACUUCCGAUUCGCUAGAACCCUGAUUACUUAAGACAAACAAAAGUAGAACCGCGAGAAAGUGUUCCGUCGAACCUAGGAUGUCUCUGUUCAGGGAUCGUCCAUCUUCUUUUUGUCGCUUGCCGCGUUUUACCGAGACGGUAAUGUCGAGCCUGGAUCGAGAAGCUUAGAUCGUACUUAAAACGAAAGAAGAUCUUCGACAAAAGAUACUGAGAGGUUCGGGCAGAAUCUCUCUAGUUAUCGUGUGCUUCUUUCGUGAAUCGCGUUAUCGACACGCCAAGAACAAACAUCCUGCAAACGCAAGAGCGGCUAUCUUUCUGUCGAGCGGUUGUGUCGCUUGGCAAGGUCAGUACCUGGCUCGAGAACAUCGAUGGUGAUACUAUUUGAACGUAUAAAGAUAAAGAUAACUAUACGGUAUAGCGUACACCUUAACAAUUUCAAUAAUCUUACAAGGCAACAUUGCUUGCAAUUUUAACCCUUCAACUUCUGGUAUGGUAAUUCUAUUCUAAUUCUUUUUCAAUAACGUUGUCUUCAUUUUUUAAACAUUUCUGUGGAUAUUGACGUGGCGAAAUCACCAUACCAGAGGCUUAAAUUGAACGAUGAAGCGAUUGUAUUUUUAGCUUGCGAGGUCAUCUGACACCAUCUCAUUGAGAUUAGAAAAUAUUAUACUAAUAUUUGGAUAUCUGAAAGAAUGGGAUUGAGAUUGAGGGGGUGUACCUUAUCUCGCGUAAUUAUUCAAAUUAUUAUGUCGGCGAUGCUCGAAAUACUAUUAUAUUUUUGGCAGCGUGAAUGCUCAGAUUACUCAGAGGAACCGUAUCGCAUUUCAUUUUUCUCGUUUCUAUUCAUUUUCUUUUUCUCUCCCUCUUGUUUAUCUCUACACAGGAGCAUAACCGCUGCUGCGUUCGUAGACAUUAUAAAUAUAGAUCGUACAUAGGGUAUAUUGUAUACACAAGUAUCCAAGACGUUUAAAUAAAAGCUUAUUUAUUGCCGA
Molecule: messenger RNA, 6884 nt
Organism: Megachile rotundata (alfalfa leafcutting bee)
Lineage: Eukaryota; Metazoa; Arthropoda; Insecta; Hymenoptera; Megachilidae
Product: sodium- and chloride-dependent transporter XTRP3
Biological process (GO): nitrogen compound transport; amino acid import across plasma membrane; sodium ion transmembrane transport
Cellular component (GO): plasma membrane
Molecular function (GO): amino acid:sodium symporter activity; glycine transmembrane transporter activity
Source: RefSeq, a predicted model, not a curated record